AUGGCUACCCACAACCUGGUAAACAUGGGGCAUCCCAUGCCCACUACUGCGAAGAAUGGUUUCAACAAUAGCUACACCACUGACUCCUCCUCGUCAACCCUCGUUUCGCCGACCGAGGGCCCGUCCAGUGCGGGAACCUCGUUCAACUCGGCGGGGGCGAACACGCCCCCAUUGCAGCUGGAGACCGGGUCUAUCGAGUUUCUACAGUCGAUGACUGCACUUUUGGGUCCAGUUCCAGGUGUGGGCUUGGAUCAGGAUCAGGGCUCAGCAUACACUUCCUCCGCGACGGCGCUGUUUGGUUCCCCAGCCCGUGGGGACCCUCAGGCUCCUACGCCUGGGCCAGUGGACUCUCAGCUCCUGCCGUUUAAUAUCAAUCUGGCUGGCACCCCUUUCACAGGGGCAACACCUCCUGAAACCUUCUCGUCCACUUUAGUCUUCCACGGGGACUCAGCUGCGCCUGCGUCCCCUAAUUGGGGCAUUGGCCUUGGUCCCCCCGUUCCAGUAUCUGAGUCAUGGAACAGCUUUGUGCCGUCUGCAAGCUGUGUGCCCUUCACGCAGAUUCCUUUAGGUGAUCCAUUGAGAGCUCUGGAGCAGGGCGAGGUGUUCAACCCCCAGCCGGAGAUAGUAUCUGCUCCAGACACCGUCAAGGAGCGUGACCGGCAUGAUGACGAUGAGCUGUUCUCUUUAGGAUCGCUCCCAGUGGAGACCCUGCCGCCCACCCAUGUCCUGUUCUACUUUGGAGUCCUGAGCAUCAUGGCUCGGUUGGCUCCUCAGUUCGUGUUCAAGAAGGGCGGCAAGGAUGGACAACAGGUUGGUGCCCGGCUUCUAGUCUACGGGCACACCAUUCUAGUCCCUCCAAUAUCGGAGUCAGUGUAUCUGGCCAGAGUGGUGGCUUGUCGCCGGGCUCUGAUCAAGAUACGCAAGUACAAUCCGCAAUGGCUGGUUCCUCCGCUACCGAGGAAUAGGCCCACUCGACCGGAGUGGAACUGGAUUCGGCUGCUUGAAGCGUUCUGUGUCGAAGUGGGCUGGCCUGCGCCUUCGUACGCUACGUCUAUCAUGGGAAACCUGUGGCACGGUGACCUGCUCGUCAACGGGUACUUCUUUCGCACUUUUCGGCAGUGCGAAAGUAUGGCCGAGGCUCAGAAUACUGUGUCCCAUAGUGCCAUGUACCAGCUGCUGGUCACUGAAAACAUUGACCCGGGCCAUGUCUUACCAACGGAGUCUCCCCUACUGACCCUGCAAGAGGUCAAGGGCCAUGUGGCAGCUCAUCCUGAGGACGAUUGUGUCCAUAUAUCACAGCCCUUCCUUGAGGCUACUGAAUUCGUGAACUCUCUUCCUGAAGGUGAUAUCCACAGAACUCCGGGUAGAACUUCCGGAGUGUCUGAGGGCAAGAUCGUCAAGCAGUCUGUAAAGUCACCGCAGCAACAGAACCAGAACCAGUCUCCCAAGGCUUCCACGAAGCGAGCUCCCCCGUCGCUGCCUCCUCCGAAGGGCAUAGCUCCGCGGCGUCUUGGCCGUGGUACCCGUCGAAAGAGGUCUAAGCCCCAACCUCCGCCUCCGCCUCCCAAGGCCAAAAGGAAGAAUAUGAACAAGGGCAAGAUCAUUGAUUUCGACAGGGCUUCUCAACGCCCAAAUGCGAACCUGGUUCCCUUGCAGAACUCCAGACUGACUCCUGUUGCCAUAACUCACGAGCCUGAAGUGGAUCCAUUGGCGACAUUGAAAGCUAUCCAGGACGGACUGGGGGCAUUAAGCCCCCAAGCCUCAUACUUCAGGUUGAUGAAGACAAUCUGCGCCGUCCUGAAAAUCUCCGAGCCUGAUAUCCGCUGCGAACCGAUCCCCAACCACACCCUGGGAUCCACGCACGUUGUCCGUGCACACUUCCAUGACCCCAGCCCGUACUUAACACGGGCCAGUCCUGUGCUGUUGGCCAACGUGCUUGGCCUGGGCGAUGAAGAUGCUCACUCGCUUGGCGUCAAAAAGGUUAUUCUCUUCCUGCUGAAAAUGUGUACGGACGAGGUUGGCUUUGGCAUCUUGGAUGAUACUUGGGCUUCGGAGUUGGGGCUGCUAUGUAAUCUGGAGAAGGAAAUUGGACAUCGAUUGAGGCAUGGGAAGUAG
Molecule: messenger RNA, 2115 nt
Organism: Penicillium canariense
Lineage: Eukaryota; Fungi; Ascomycota; Eurotiomycetes; Eurotiales; Aspergillaceae
Exons: 4
Coding region: 1-2115 (704 amino acids)
Source: RefSeq, a predicted model, not a curated record